CGCCAUCUUAUAAGCCCUCCCUUCUUGCAACCACAGCAGCAGCGGCCCUUGAAGCUACAACUCCAUCACGCCAACCCGGAGCUCGGCUUCACCGUAGAUACCACCACCAUGGCGGGCGCCAAGAUGGCAGUGGUCACCUUCCUCCUCGUCUCCGUGCUCGUGGCGUCCGCCGUGCCGGCCGCGACCGCCUUCGGCUGCUUCCCCGACUGCUACAACCGCUGCGCCAACGGCGAUAUCGGCAACGUGGCCUGCUCCACCAUGUGCUCCCAGGCAUGCAUCGUUCCCAAGACGCUUCCCGACGGCACCGACCUGGCCACGCUGUACCCCGGCGGCCACUGAUCGCACUCCUCCUCUGUUGCAUGCAUGUGUGCGUUCGGGCCAACGUGGUUUCGCCAUUUUGUUAGCUGCCGUGUGUUGAUUUGGAGACGAGGAGAUUAAUUGCGUACGUGUGUAUUCGUCUGUGGGAAGCAAACUUUGUUCCACUACAUCUAAAUGUCUGCUGCUACAUCAGUCAUAAUAUGAUGCAAACAAAACAAAAAUAAUAAUUAUAUCGAUUAAGCAUAAUGAUUUUAU
This is a messenger RNA of Musa acuminata subsp. malaccensis (wild Malaysian banana), 573 nucleotides long. Lineage: Eukaryota; Viridiplantae; Streptophyta; Magnoliopsida; Zingiberales; Musaceae. The record is from RefSeq and is a predicted model, not a curated record.